CUCCCCGUUUCCACACUGACAGCAGCAGCAGCAGCGAGCUUCGACCGCAGGCUGGUCCGCGGAGAGAGGAGCCAGCUGACGCAGCAGCAGCAGCAGCUAGCUGUGGAGUGCCGUUGACGAGCCUUUGGUGAUCAGAUCACCACCACGACCGCCCUCAUCACCUUUAUUGUUUCUAUGUACAAUGAAGGAAUUAAACGGGCCCACCUCCUGACGUCCACUCGGUGGCCGAUGAGGGUUCUGUCGCGGCGGGGCUGACUGACAUGGACGCUUGUGACAAUAAGGAUGUGAAGCUUUCAGCCGAAGUGGAACCGUUCAUCCCACAGAAGAAAGGUCUUGAAGGAUCCCUGGUCAGCAUGAGUCUUUCUGGAGAGGCCGGUGGUGGAGGAGGGAGCGGGGGUAUGGCAGGAGGAGGUGGUGGAGGGGUGGAAACCACUCCCAUACCAAGCUACCUCAUCACCUGCUACCCUUUCGUCCAGGAGAACCAAGCCAACAGGCAACAUCCUAUGUAUAAUGGAGGGGAGCUGCGCUGGCAGCAGCCUAACCCUACCCCUGGUGGUCCGUACCUGGCCUACCCCAUCUUGUCUUCCCCUCAGCCUCCAGUGUCCAAUGACUAUGCUUACUACCAGAUAAUGCCUGCUCCAUGCCCACCUGUGAUGGGCUUCUACCAGCCCUUCCCUGGAACCUAUGCGGGUCCGGUGCAAGCUGGAGUCAUCAAUCCAGUCUCAGCAGAAGUCGGGGAGAGACCACUGCCUAUGGGGCCAGCAUAUGGGAUGGCCAGUCAGAGGGGGAGAGGCAUGGUCCGGCCUAAUGUUCUCCCAAAGCAACAGUUGCAGUUGGGUGUCUGCCAGCCUCCAAGGGGUCGCCGACCUCCAACAAGGAAUGUAGCAGUGCAGAAGGAGGUGUGCACCUUGGGGCCAGAUGGCCGGACAAAGACAGUCAUGCUGGUGGAUGCAGCGCAGCAGACCGAUUUCCCAGGUGAGGUGUCAGGGCGAUGUGCUGCUGAGCAGGCUAGUCCUCUGCUGUGGAAGAACCGAACAAAGAGGAGACGGGCGUCCCAUCCAGCUGAAGGCUACAAUGAGCAGGGGGCCAGUGAGGCAGAUAUAGACAGUGACAGCGGAUACUGUAGCCCUAAACACAACCAGGCAGCUGGGGUAACACAACGGACAGCAGAGCAUACAGCAGCACCCACGGGAGUAGAGGCGGGUGUAAUGACAGCAGAUACCUGGGUAAAUGUGGCCUCUCAGGCUACACAGAAGUCCUGGGGGGACAGGAACGGCCAGUUUCACAGAGCAGAACAGAGGAAGAAUCCUGAGCAGAGAAACUUCUCGCAGGAUUUCCACAGUGGCUAUCCAGGACGCCUGCCACCACACCAAUCAGAACAAAGACUGCAGCCGGCAGUGGGCAGUGGCACUGAGCUCACCCCAGAGCCCCUCUACUUUGAGGAUGAAGAUGAGUUUCCAGAUCUUGCUGCUGGAGGGGCUGUCCAACGCAGCACCAAACCAGAAUCUGCUCCUGCCCCGACACACACGCAGCCUAAACUGCCCAAAAACCUGCUGGAUAACCUACCAGAAAACUCCCCUAUCAACAUCGUGCAGACACCCAUCCCCAUUACCACGUCUGUUCCCAAGAGGGCCAAGAGCCAGAGGAAGAAGGCUCUGGCUGCUGCCCUGGCCACUGCACAGGAGUACUCUGAAAUCAGCAUGGAACAGAAGAAAUUACAGGAGGCCUUCACCAAAGCAGCAGGGAAAAAGAGUAAAACCUCUGUCGAGCUGGACCUCGGAGACAUGCUGGCAGCUUUGGAGAAACAUCAGCAGGCGAUGAAAGCCAGACAACUGAACAAUACCAAGCCACUGUCGUUUACAGUUGGAACAACCACUCCAUUCCACAGCUCAGGCUCGACAAAUGUGGCGUCAAUGUUGAAGGGCCAUCAGCAGCCAUACUCGGCCCCACAUAAUGCCCUGGAUUCCACUGCACCCCGAAUCAAGAGAGGGAAGGAGAGAGAGAUUCCCAAAGUCAAACGACCAACGGCCCUGAAGAAGAUUAUCUUGAAGGAACGCGAAGGGAAGAAAGGGAAGACAAGUGUGGAACAAGAGUCAACGGGCCAGGAGGAGAAUGGAGAUGAGUGUCUACGUUUUACUGAUGAUCUUACACAAGAGCCGGCCUCCCAAGAAGAGAAUGGUCUGAGUGUUCCCAGUGAUGCGUCCCUUUCCCCAGCCAGCCAGAAUUCUCCAUAUAGCAUCACUCCAGUGUCCCAGGGUUCUCCUUCCAGCUCUGGCAUCGGUAGUCCCAUGGCUUCAAAUGCUAUCACCAAGAUCCACAGCCGACGUUUCAGAGAGUACUGUAACCAAGUGCUGAGUAAGGAGAUCGACGAGAGCGUGACUCUGCUGUUGCAGGAGCUGGUUCGCUUCCAGGAGCGGGUCUACCAGAAGGAUCCCACCAAGGCCAAAUCCAAACGCCGCCUGGUCAUGGGCCUCAGAGAGGUCACCAAGCACAUGAAGUUGCACAAGAUUAAGUGUGUCAUCAUCUCACCCAACUGUGAAAAGAUCCAGGCCAAAGGUGGUUUGGAUGAAGCUUUGUACAAUGUUAUUGCCAUGGCCAGGGAGCAGGAGUUCCCGUUUGUGUUUGCCCUGGGCAGGAAAGCUCUUGGUCGCUGUGUCAACAAACUAGUACCAGUCAGUGUUGUGGGCAUUUUCAACUAUUCUGGAGCUGAGGGUCUCUUCAACCGUUUGGUGUCUCUGACAGAAGAGGCUCGGAAGGCCUACAAGGACAUGGUGUCCGCUCUGGAGCAGGAGCAGGCGGAGGAGGCGCUGAAGAAUGACAAGAAAGUCCCUCAUCACAUGGGUCAUACCCGUAACCACUCCGCCGCUUCUGCCAUCUCCUUCUGCUCCAUCUUCUCCGAGCCCAUCUCAGAAGUCAAUGAAAAGGAAUACGAGACCAACUGGAGGAGUAUGGUGGAGACUUCAGAUGCUCCAGAGCCUGUGGAGGCUGAGCAGAGUCGCCCUGCACCUUCCACAGCCGCCCAGAAAGACAGCGAGACACUGGCAGCCUCCACCAACGCCGCCCAGUCUGGCUCCACUGCUCUCCAGCCCAGGGCAGGGCCUUCGACACAGGGUACUGGUGAAAGAGACGAGGUCCGGGUUGACGACCGGCUGGAGCUGGCUUCGCAGCAGAGCACAGAAACGGGCUCAUUGGACGGAAGCUGCAGGGGUCCGCUGAACUCCUCCAUCACCUCCACCACUUCCACCCUAGUCCCCGGGAUGCUGGAAGAGGCAGAGGAGGAGGACGAGGAGGAAGAGGACUACACUCCCGCACCCAUUUCUGUGGAGGUGCCCACCCUCAGCAGCCGCAUCGAAUCCUGGGUGUCAAAGACCCUGGAAAACCUGCAGCUAGGAAAGAGCCAGGAAAGUACGGAAGAGGAGGAGGAGGAAGAAGAUGAUGAAGAGGAGAGGGGGCAGAGUGAGGACGAGGAGGACCUCGACUCGGCAGACAUCACAGAGACGGGGAUGGAGGAAAGGGAGCAAGUGGAGGCGAAGAAGGUCACUGGCUGAAAUCUCUUCUCCUCCUCCUCCCUCUUUUCUUACAUACAGUCAUUCGCUCUGUCCUCUGGCUUUUUCACAUCCCUCUUCACAGCAACCAGCAGCUUUCCUGCUUUGUCUCCAACCCCUGACACUCGUCAUAAUCUCAGGUAUCCAACCAACUGACCAACACUCAAGCGCAGCCCAUUAACACGUUAUGGAGAAGAUACUGACCAACUUACGAACACAUAGGGUCGCACACCGACUUCCACAUAACACAUUAUGAAGGAUAGUAUUUUACACUUUCUCAGCCCAUAACCUGCUACACUUGAAAUCAGAGGGAAGAUUUUUGAUCUCUCUUCCUCCGAACCUGAGUCAAGAACUUUUCUGGGAGCAAGUGAUGAGCACUUAAAAAAAAAAAAAGUAAACUGCUGUCUGUAGCUCACAGAGAAGGAAGGUUGACACCUUUCAGCUCCCAUCGUACUUUAUACAGAGACCUGAAAGGUUUACAUUGUGUGUGUGUGUGUGUGUGUGUGUGUGUGUGUGUGUGUGUGUGUGUGUGUGUGUGUGUGUGUGUGUGUGUGUGUGUGUGUGUGUGUGUGUGUGUGUGUGUGUGUGUGUGUGUGUGUGUGUGUGUGUGUGUGUGUGUGUUGCUGUGUUCAUUAGCUUUACUUUUUGUAAAUGUGUGUUUAUCUUUCACCUCACCUAAGGGAGGAGAGACAUGCAUUUCUUACUUAGUGCUCGGUUGGUAUUUUAACUUUCCUCACAGAAUAUUACAGUGUCAGGGGUUCUGUCUUUCUACCAAAACCACUCCCACCCAUCAGUCUUCUGAGUGUUGUUUUGAAAUGUUCAAAAUACUUUCUUUCUUUUGUUUCCAUUCUGCAUUCAGAUGAUUCAAAUGCCCUAACUUCUAAGAAGCGAAACAAGCUUUGUGUAUAUAAACUUGUCUAGGUGGUUCUACUACCGUAUGUAAUGAUGUGUCAUUGAUUUGCUAAGUGUGAAGCUAAUUGGGGUUUGUUUCCUCUGACUGGAACUGUCCUCAGUUCCCAGAUGUUGCCUGUGCUUAAAAAAGAAGAAGAAAAAAAAGUGCUCCUGUUCUCUCUAAUGGUGUCUGUUCUCUGAUUGGGACGUUACCCCCCGAGUCUGUCAGUUAGUAGUAAAGUUACUCAUUCGAGUAGUUUGCAGCAUUAUGAAAGAACUGGGAAACUAGAAAGGUGACAAAGUCCAAUUUUAAACAGUAUUACUUACUACUUUUUUUUUUUUAAAGCAUCAAAUGAACCUAUAGGGACAAGCAGUUGUUUAUUGGUAUUCAUGAAGUUUACAUGUGUCGAAGUUGACGAAGGAAAAUCAGACAUGGUGAAAUGAAUCAAGCUCUAUAGUCCGAUUCUAUUGACACACUUUGUAGCCACCUAGCUACAACCACCGGUCUUAAGUCCUGAGAUUCUCUCUCCUCAGCACAGAGUCACCACCAACCAGUCAUCACAUUGUCCCGCACAUGCUAAUUAUAAACCCUUGUAAAUACGAGUGUACAAAAGAGAUUUUGGUUUUGCAUUGUAUUUAAAAAAAAAAAAAACAAUCAUCCUGUUCUUAAAGCCAUUUGAUAGUUUUAACAUUUUAGCAGUUGGAAUCCAAUUUGACAAUGGUAUUCGAUAGUGAAUCCUAGUGAGAUUUCAGCAGCCUGUCUUCGAUGGUGCGGUGUGUGAGCGCAGUGUGUCGGGCUGUAUAUGCAAUGUGAAGCCCUGAGAUGGGAGAUUGACGGUGUACUGAAUGUCAUUCUUGGGAUUAUGCGAGUAUUUCUGGUUUGAUAAAAGGUACGCUGUGUAGGCUCUUUUGUUCCUAUGACUUCCAUCAAAGUGUUUCCAGUAUGUUCAUUGACAGCAAGUGUGUUUUUUUUGCACUAUGUAAAUAUAGUAACGGUAAAAGGUCUUGUAACUAAUGUGAUCAACAAAAACAUAACGCAAAAAAAAAAACGGUUCAAUGAAGUACUUUUUUUCAGCGUGUUUUUCGUCUUUAUAUGGAUAUUUAAGGCCGUCUCCUUCAGACUGUACAUCACUAGCAACAUUGUAAGAGGCUGUUUCUCAUAAUCCUGUUAUCACUCUUAAUCUGUAUGAGCAGAUGAUUAACAUCAUUAAAAUGUUGUUUAAGUAAAUCCACAAAUGAUGCCUCGUCAUUCGUUCACUGUUAAUCAGCGUGUACAAAAAUUACUUGUGUGGAACUGAAACGGCAAAUAAAUGUGCUUUUCUCUCUGUA
Messenger RNA from Scophthalmus maximus (turbot), 5765 nucleotides. It is a transcript of the gene secisbp2l, whose product is annotated as SECIS binding protein 2-like. The transcript is spliced from 18 exons. NCBI's taxonomy places the organism in Eukaryota, Metazoa, Chordata, Actinopteri, Pleuronectiformes, Scophthalmidae. Bases 261 to 3548 code for a protein of 1095 amino acids. The record is from RefSeq and is a predicted model, not a curated record. Gene Ontology annotation, molecular function: ribonucleoprotein complex binding; mRNA 3'-UTR binding; selenocysteine insertion sequence binding. Gene Ontology annotation, biological process: selenocysteine incorporation. Gene Ontology annotation, cellular component: ribonucleoprotein complex.